UCGUUGCCAGUAGAUAAAUAACGAGCGGAUGAAUAACAUGAUAAGACCAAAACAAUUCUUGUAAUCAUCGACGAAUUGAGCCGCAUUCGUAUCGAUACGUGUUAAUCUCGAGUAGGGGGAUCCGCCACGCCAGUCAACAUGUAGAUUCUCCGUGCGGCAUUCGACGCGCGGUGCUGAUAACCAACCAACUUCCACGAACCAGAAACAAGUGCAUUAUGAGCGUUGCGGAACGACGAUUUGCUGAUGCCAGCGGCACGUGAGCGAAGGGCCCACAGCUGAGGAUGGAUUCCCUCAGCGUCGUGUUGGGGUUGCAUGCCGAUCCGCUGAACUCAUUCACCAAGAUGUGGUAUCAUGUCUUCCUGUGGGCCUUGUUUUCAUCUAUAAUUGUACAUAUGAUAGCAGCAUUAAUUGCCUUUCUCACCCUGAGGAAGCAUAAAUUUGGCAAAUUUUUCCCCAUCCUGAUAUUAUUCACUGGGGUGCUGAUGCCCAUCAUGUCCGGCAUUGUGAGCAGUGCAGCAAUUGCAUCCGUCUAUCGCUUCUCCAGCCUGCCAAUGCAGCCGCUAUACGCAUCGAUGUGGGGCAUUGGACAAACUUUGCUAUAUUGCGGCAUAGGUUUCACGCGGAUACUGGCGACAUUAUAAAAAAGUGACCUGCAACCCCACACAGACACUCGGAAUGAGGAAAAGUGCUUAUUAAACUACAACUAAACAAUGGUGUGAUUACAAUAAUUACACACAAUUAUACAUGAUGAUAAAGGUGCUAAUUUGGCAUACAUGAGUUUAGACUAAGUAUAAGCCCACACUUAUUAUACCUACAAUUGUAUUUGUAUCUACAAUUCUGAUCAAAUGUUGCUUGUAUACUGUGCGCCGAGGCACGUUAGCUGCAGAUAUUUUCAUGCAAUGUUCACCAUUCUUUCAAUUCACAUGUUUAGAGAACGCAAUGUGCAAAAACCUAAAUGUAUAAAGACAUUUUGUAGUAUUUUCGAAACUCGUAGGUUCGAGCGCGCAUAAUAUUGAAGACUAUUUUAUAACAAAGAGAAAUGAAUGUAAAGUUUGUGCACUUGUACAAAUAGUUUUUAAGGUACUUAAUGUGUAAUAGCGCCUAUAUGCAUACCAAAGAUGAUAUUUGUUUGUUGGUACAAUGAUUUAAGCGACACGAUUUUUUAACAUUCAAAAAUGAAAUAAAAGAAUACGAGGAAA
Messenger RNA from Dalotia coriaria, 1199 nucleotides. RefSeq names its product transmembrane protein 170A. The transcript is spliced from 2 exons. The coding region runs from base 282 to 641 and encodes 119 amino acids. The record is from RefSeq and is a predicted model, not a curated record. Lineage: Eukaryota; Metazoa; Arthropoda; Insecta; Coleoptera; Staphylinidae.